UGUUUCAAACUCCUUUUGCAGUUACAGAGGCUGUUAGGUGCGCGUUCGGGCAGACUUGCAGGCAGCGGAGAGAACGGAGAGGAAGAAGAGAUGAGUGAGGAGAAGGAAGACGGGGAGGUGAAAGAGACACCCUUUGAGGCGGAGAUGGAUGAGGCAAUGGUGGUGGACGGGGGAGUUGGAGAGGCGGAGGACGGCGGCGCGGUGAAGGGGAAGGUUAGGGGGCCGUGGUCGCCGCACGAGGACGCGAUUUUGAGUGGGCUGGUGAGUAAGUUCGGGGCGAGGAAUUGGAGCCUGAUCGCUCGUGGGAUUCCGGGGCGGUCUGGGAAGUCGUGCCGCCUCCGCUGGUGUAAUCAGCUCGACCCUUGCGUCAAGAGAAAACCUUUUACUGAUGAAGAAGAUCAUAUAAUUUUAGAAGCGCAUGCAGUUCAUGGAAAUAAAUGGGCAGCAAUAGCAAAGCUUCUCCCGGGAAGAACAGAUAAUGCAAUAAAAAACCACUGGAAUUCCACACUGAGGCGUAGGAGUGUGAACUUUCGGAAAUCAACACCUGCAACCGUCCAGAUAUCACCUAGUACCAGUACUGAGCAGGUGAAGGCAUCUUCAGAAGAAACAUCAUUAGGUGGAGCUCUUAACUCAUUCAAGCACUUGGAGGAACUCGAACAUAGGUCAAUGGUAAAUCAACCUAGCAAAGCCAAAGACAUAGCUCAAAUCACCUGGAACUCUCAUUCUCUUAAACCAAAAUCUCCCAAUAUAUCUGGUGGAGCUGUAAAAUCAUUUAGGUCCUCAGGAUUGGAGGAUGUUAAACUGAUGGAACAAGAACAGCGAAGACAGUUUGAAGGCAAAAUUCAAGCUUCUACAGGCAGUUGUGUUUUGAAACAAAAUCCACUCACUGCUGAAACUAGUUAUCCCUCUGCUGAAGGGAGCCCGCCAGUGGUUUCUCGCCCAGUUGCAAGAAUUGGUGCGUUCAAUGUAUAUAACUCUGCUAGCCAUGACUCUACUUCCGCAGGAACUGACCCAUUGCAGGGACCAUUGUUUCAAGCAUCUGAUGUGGAUUUUGGAAUAUGCAAGUUUCUUGAUGUUGCAUCUGGUGACCCAGUGGUUCCAUUGCGAUGUGGCCAUGGUUGCUGUGCAGCUUCCAGCAUGCAUUCUUCUCGGAGCUCAUUAUUGGGACCAGAGUUCGUUGAAUAUGAAGAAUUGCCCACUUUCUCGAGUCACGAGUUGACAUCCGUGGCCACUGAUUUGAAUAAUAUUGCACGUAUCAGAAGUGGUUUAGAGAGUACUCGAAGGAUUCCAGUUCAUGCCAAUGGCCAAAUAAUACCUGCAUGUGCCCCUAUGCAUAUGGAUAUGGAAGAGAACGUGAAAAAUGAUAAAUUCCUACUUGAGGAACGAAAUUUAUUUGCUGGCACGACUAGAGACGUAGCGUCCAACCAGAGAAUGAUGCCAACAUUAACUCUGCGAGCUCAGGUAGAAGGCUUGAGCUAAUACUUGAACUUCUUUUUCAUUUACUCUGAGAGCUCAGGUAGAAGGCUUGAACUGAUACCUGAACAACUUUUUGACGGCACCGUGACUUGUGGAGUGGGAGAUUUUGGUUCAGGAAGUCCUGAUUUAUGGACAUUAGUUCUCAACUAAACGGGCUGGAAGCAUUAGAUCUUGUGAAGACUCUCGGUUUUAACCGAUCAUAGGAAUUCUAGAAAUUUUGUUUCAUUAGCAAGCAGUUGAUAUAUAUGAUUUCUACAAGACUGGGUCCGCAAACACUCUCUGAUAUCAGUGGCUUUAUCAUUCU
Messenger RNA from Sesamum indicum (sesame), 1780 nucleotides. Its product is annotated as transcription factor MYB25. Gene Ontology annotation, cellular component: nucleus. Lineage: Eukaryota; Viridiplantae; Streptophyta; Magnoliopsida; Lamiales; Pedaliaceae. The record is from RefSeq and is a predicted model, not a curated record. Gene Ontology annotation, biological process: regulation of DNA-templated transcription. Gene Ontology annotation, molecular function: RNA polymerase II cis-regulatory region sequence-specific DNA binding; DNA-binding transcription factor activity, RNA polymerase II-specific.